AUGUUCCGUUUAUUACGCCGAGCCCCUCUGUUAAAUAGUGCGAUCCAGGCAGCGAUUGAGGUCUCAGCGGAGCCCCGAGGACUGAAAUUUACGGUACGGAAGUAUGGAGCUAAACGCUCUUAUACGGUAGUCUGUAGCGUGGCGACUCCCCAGGGACCCCAAAGGUCCAGUCUGCGCUCGAAGUGCAUGAACGGGGCCGAUCUUUCUCCUUGUCAGAGUCUUCCAUUGGGCCAAUUGGCAGAUCUCACGCCACCCUGCUGCACCUCCAGCCACUUCAAACAACAAUGCGAAAUAAACAUUCGGGUGAAACUUAACACGACCCACUGGGACGAGCUCUUCACGUCCGGGGUGUCUACGCUUAAUACAGGAACGAUCGAUGUGGUUUGUAUUCCCUGUGGCCUCUGGUCUUGCCCUGACGGGGAAUUUACUAGUACUGAUAUGCUUACUGACAUGUUUCGGCCCAUGUGA
Penicillium chermesinum is the source of this 468-nucleotide messenger RNA. RefSeq lists its product as uncharacterized. The record is from RefSeq and is a predicted model, not a curated record. The transcript has a single exon. Bases 1 to 468 code for a protein of 155 amino acids. Lineage: Eukaryota; Fungi; Ascomycota; Eurotiomycetes; Eurotiales; Aspergillaceae.